Molecule: messenger RNA, 729 nt
Organism: Metarhizium acridum CQMa 102
Lineage: Eukaryota; Fungi; Ascomycota; Sordariomycetes; Hypocreales; Clavicipitaceae
Source: RefSeq, a predicted model, not a curated record
AUGCCUUCUCGUGUACAAGAUAUUCGCUCGGAUAAAUCAAUGACUAUCAUCCCCGCGGAUGUAUCCGAAACGAUGACUCACAGACUUCUCUCUUUACAAGAUUCGACAGAAUCUUCAGCUGGUCUGCCUUCUGGGAUCCAAAGUCUUGAUCUUGACAAUGAAAAACCUGAUGGACACACCAGCAAUGAUCCAGGAGACCUGAUUCCAAUGCCAUUUUGGGACAUUAGCCAGGAUGUGCCCGCAAGUUCUGUCCUUGAGAGCUGGACAGAAGAAGACCGGCUGAAGUUUGGAAUUCACGAGGGCAUGGACGUAAACCACGGCCUUCCGCCUUUCGACGAGAAUGUUCGUGAAUAUCACACAGCAAAAACAGCAUCUAGUAAGAGAAAGUCUGAUGAUGGUAUCCAUGACUCUACCGAGAGCUACGGCGGCAUAAACGUUACAUUUGGUCUUCCUCCAUGGAUUGAAACUAAGUUCAGCGAGACAGGAGAAACGUCGGAAAAGAACAGCAAUCAGUACCAUUUUGGCGCACCAUUCAUCCAAGUUUCUAGCCUUUCUCCAACUCCACCCCGCAAAGAUACGGAUUGCAAGGCUUUGCGGUCUGUCUCGUUGAGUGCUGUUGGUACCCCCACGGUGGCGGAAUCCCGCACUCUGCCUCUUGCGGAGACCAAAGAUACUGCAGCAACUGGGAACACUGACAUCGAACCCCCCCUGCUCUCGCAAGAUUCCUAG